Messenger RNA from Nothobranchius furzeri (turquoise killifish), 4016 nucleotides. Lineage: Eukaryota; Metazoa; Chordata; Actinopteri; Cyprinodontiformes; Nothobranchiidae. The record is from RefSeq and is a predicted model, not a curated record.
UCUCUCUCUCUCUCUCUCUCUCUCUCUCACACACACACACACACACACAUGCACGUGCGCACGAACACACACACACACACACACACACACACACACACACACACACACACACACUCUGUCAUUUUUUUCUUCUAUCUUCUUCCAUUCCUACACGGUAGAUUAUGUCUUGUUGGUCUCUUUAUGACCAGGGUUUCACUUUAUUGCCAGCUGUAAUUAAUGCAAAUUCAGAUGGGUAAAAUAAAUUGAUUAAACCUCUUGAUUGCCCAUUCUAUGUCCGUUUCAUAUUUUUAUUAAGAUAUUUCACAUCAUUUUUAAGCGUGUUGCUGUCCAGGUGAGGGUUGCUUUAGUUUUAAUAACUGCUUCAUAAUUAAUAUUAAAAUUGCGUUCCUAAAAAUAUGAGCACCAGUAUAUUCAUAUUCCACCACCACUUCAUCUUGUAAGAUCAUGUUGGAUAAUCCUGCUUGGCCAUGUUUGAGAUUGAUUGGUUUUGGGAACAUUUUAAAAUAAGGGUCCCUUUAUUAACGUUACUUAGUGCAAUAUUAAACAAUACACAAAGAGUCCCUUUAUCAGUCUUAACUUUAUUGUUAAUUAUUAAUCGUCCUUAAGGUUAGCAAAAAGAGCUGGUGGGUGUCCGCUUAGUAAUGCAUUACAUAAUGUUAAGUACAAGCAGUUAAUACUUUAUUUAAAUCUUUAUUAAUGCACUAAGUAAUUGUUACAGACCCCACUCCCCACCCGUCCUUCAAGGUCAGGAAGGAGAGAAGAUAGUAACUGGACAACCGUAAGAAACGACACUCUACACACAAACGUCAGUUUAUCACAGCUUUUAUUGCUGUUCUGUUCAUGUGGAUGCUGCAGGUACCACUGUGGAGGAGGGGGAGACAGGGACAGUUAGGUGAUGCCAAAAGAAUGAAAUUAAUAAAACAAAAUAGAUCCUAUCUACCCUUCUAACUAAACAAAGGGAUCAAACAAAAGCCUCAGCUAAACUCCUCUGCAAAAUAGUUGGAUCCAAAAACAUUACAGGGGGGCACCUACCUCCUUACCUAGUGUUUUUAACAAGUUUCCACUAUGUGAUGAGAUGUACAGGGAUCCCCCAGCUUACCUUGUCCACAGUCUCCCUCCACCAAACCUUCAAACAAAAGCAGCCCCGGAACACAGGUGAGUUAAUCAAGCAGCAGCAUGUGGGAGGAAGAGUCUCUCUGCUCUUCAGGGAAGCCGCCUUUUAUCCUCUGCCCUGCUCCACAAUUGGUCAAAGGUGAAAGUAAUCAGCCAAUCCAGGACCUCCACACCUACUCUGCACCCUGUGUGAAAAAGGGACAGGAGAGGGGAGAGAAAGAGGAAAAACAAAGGGAGAAACACAUACCCUGCCUGGCUGGCAUGUAACACCCCCACCCUUAUAAGUCCAAACAAAGUGUUUUGGACAAAGAGGGGAAAAAAAUCAUGCAGUAACCAAAGCCUAAAACACACGCGAUAGUGUGUCAGCUAAAACAUUCUCAGUGUCAUGACUCUCAGGCUGCCACCCUCCUCUGCCUCAGCUGCCUCCCCAAUCAAGCCCUCAGCCACUUAAUUAUCAUCACCUGCACCCUGUCAUCAGCUCAUGCCACACACCUGUUUCCUCUGCUAUAUAACACCCAGCCUGCUCUCCAACCAGUGCCAGAUUAUUGAGCACUUUUGCCAGUAAAUCUUCCAGCCUUCCUUCCAGCCUGAUCACAGUCCCUUGACCUCGUUUCCACGCCUGACCAUCACCAAGAACUCUGCCUGCCACCACAAAACUAGCCUGUCCACGACCACGUCUCCAGCCUGCUCCCUGUACCUGCUUAGUUCCCAUCUGGUUUCGACCCACGCCUGCCUUUGACUCUGCCCUUACCUGAGUUUUCUCCGGUAACGCUUCCUAUUAGCUUCUGGCUAAUAAAGACUUAACGUCUUACUGUGUUUGGUGUCCUCAAGGGUCCUCAAGUUCCGCCCGUUACAGAAUAAUCUGGCCAUACUUGGACCCGACACAGGACUGGCAAAGCAGGAGUUGAGCUUCCAUCUCAGGCUUGUAAUCCAAGGUCUACGUACUCCUGGGUCUGCCUUGAACCAACAUACAAUACUAUCCGACUUGUCAUGGAUCCAGCUGGUGAGUUUCUCACGCUCCUUGAGUUCAUGGAGCUGGAGAAGGAACAGGAGUCAUCUUUCUAGGGAACGCACCUAGCAAUCAAGCCAUCGCUGCGCAGAGGUUCCAACCCUCCGUCCAGACCUGCUACGGCAAUCCUGCACAGAGGGCUCCUAACAACGUGUUGGAGGCGGCCCCGGAGACCCUCCGUUAAUUCGCUGCCUUCCCACCUCCAAGGUUUAUCAGCCACGCCCCCACAGUCACAGGCUUUACCUGUCAUCACACCGCUCCAGCCUCAAGCCCCUCCUGUCAUCACGCCGCUCCAGCCUCAAGCCCCUCCUUUCAUCACGCCGCUCCAGCCUCAAGCCCCUCUUGCCAUGCUACGUCAGCAGCGGUCCCGACAGUCUUCAGGGGCUGCUAAAAAUGUUAGUCCUUCUCCCGUGCUGGUGUCAGCGGGUUCCCUAGACGACACCUCAUGUUAUGCUCCUAAGCCGGCCCUAACUGAGGAGGCAGUUAGGUUGAUGAUACAGAUGGUCAAGGACUCUCUCUGGGUCAACUUUACCGGACCAUUAUGCCCCCACCAAUGACUGCAGUUGACUGAAGGGUGAAAUACCCUUGUUUCCACCCAUCCGGAGCUGACAACGGUUCCAGCCCUUGGUAAUCAUUACCUUUGGGUCCGGAGUGUUUAUGGGUCUGCACGUGAGGACGUCGCCGCAGAGGGUCUGACCUACUGUAAGAGAUGGACACCUUCCCCAGAACCCUCCAGCACCACGCCAGGUCCAGCGGUGGUUCCAGAGGCCGCAUCGCAUCCAGGUCCAGCGGUGGUCCCAGAGGCCGCACCGCAUCCACGUCCAGCGGUGGUCACAGAAGUCGCACCGCAUCCAUGUCCAGCGGUGGUCCCAGGGGUUGCACCACAUCUACAUCCAGCAGUGGUCCCAGAAGAUGCACCGCAUCCACGUCCAGCUGUGGUCCCAGGGGUCACACCGCAUCCACUUUCAGCGGUGGUCCCAGAGGCUGCACUGCAUCCAGUUCCAGCAGUGGUCCGAGCUCCGCAAAUCCAAGGGGCGUCGCCUGUCCAAGGGGCGUCGCCCGUCCAAGAAGCUCUGCCCCCAGCCCAGCCGGGCCAAGAGGCUCCACCUGCAGCGGCUCUGCCUCAAGUCAAGUCAUCAGCGCCAGGUCCGACGCCUCAAGUCAUCAGUGCCAGGUCCGGUGCCUCAAGUCAAGCCGUCAGUGCCAGGUCCGGCGCCUCAAGUCAAUUCAUCAGCCCCAGGUCUGGUGCCUCAAGUCGUCGUCAGCGCCAGGUCCGGCGCCUCAAGUCAAGUUGUCAGCAACAGGUCCGGCGCCUCCUGCAGCUGCUCCGCCUCCCCUCGAAUCUACGCCUCCGGCACCUCUACUCCUGUCUGCGUCUCCACUCAAGUUGGCGCCUCCUCCUGCAGUGGCUCCGCCUCCACUCAAGUCAGCGCCUCCAGUCAAGUCGGCGCACCCGCCUCCAGGGAUUCUGGUUCUGACGGUCCCGCCUCCAGCCAAGUCUGCACCUCCAGCCAAGUCGGCGGACCAGACUCCAGGGGUUCUGGUUCCGGCGGUCCUGCCUCCAGCCAAGUUGGCCCCUCCAGCCAAGUCGGCGCCUCCAGCCAAGUCGGCGAACCCGCCUCCAGGGAUUCUGGUUCUGGUGGUCCCACCUCCAGCCAAGUCGGCGCCUCCAGCCAAUUUGGUGCCAACAGCCAAGUAAGCGGUCCCGCCUCCAGGGAUUCUGGUUCUGGCAGUUCUGCCUCCAGCCAAGUCGGCACACCCGCCUCUAGGGAUUCUGGUUCCAGUGGUCCCACCUCCAGCCAAGUUGGCGCCUCCAGCCAAGUCGGCGGACCCACCACCAGGGAUUCGGUUUCCGGCAGUCCCGCCUACAGCCAAGUCGGCGCCUCUAGUCAAG